This is a messenger RNA of Racocetra persica, 163 nucleotides long. The record is from the annotation of a GenBank genome assembly. NCBI's taxonomy places the organism in Eukaryota, Fungi, Glomeromycota, Glomeromycetes, Diversisporales, Gigasporaceae.
AGCUAAUAUGGAAGAGCUCAUACAAAUAAAGAAAAGUAUUAAAAAAGCAUUACAACACUUCAAAGAUGAAAAAGAAAAUAAAGUACCAAGAGUUAAGCUAUGCUUUGACACACAACACUAUUUUGACGCAGGAGCUGGCAAAUUUAUAGAAGACUACAAAGAA